This is a messenger RNA of Polyodon spathula (Mississippi paddlefish), 6099 nucleotides long. RefSeq names its product tigger transposable element-derived protein 4-like. The coding region runs from base 973 to 2655 and encodes 560 amino acids. Gene Ontology annotation, cellular component: nucleus. The transcript has a single exon. The record is from RefSeq and is a predicted model, not a curated record. Gene Ontology annotation, molecular function: DNA binding. NCBI's taxonomy places the organism in Eukaryota, Metazoa, Chordata, Actinopteri, Acipenseriformes, Polyodontidae.
GAUCUGUGCAGCCGCUGCGUCCCGUGUCUGCGUAACCUCUGAUGUCAAAUCCGGCUGAGGUCAAGCAGAAACUGCACAUAACAUGACAAUAGUCUGCGCGCUGUGAACGCACCCAAUUUUUCAGACCCGGAAGGGGACAGAUUGCAGGGAGAAGAGCUUGUAAUGGGCAACAACAUCCGGGCUGUCAAUGACUGCUGCAACACGAAGCUGUCUAGGCAUCCUUGGAUGGAGUAAGAAGGAAGACAAUGUCGUAGUUUUAUAACUGGCAGGUUAGCCGCAUUCCCAUGUUUAGAAGCAGAUGGCUCACCGUCUGAUCCACAGUCUUUUGCAUUAGAAAUACGCUUCUAUACAAACAAUGCGCUGCAUUUGCUUUCUGUUAUUUUCUUUUUCCACAAAAAAGAGCAAGAACCUAACCCAAAUGACGACAAAAUGACAAACGUCCACCUAUUGCACGAGCUGCUGGGCAACUUUUUUUUUGUUUUCUUAACAAAUAGCACACUUGAGGACGAGUGUCAGUCUGGAGGCACGAUUUCUCGUAUUUUUGAGUAAAGAAAUUCUGAAUUUGGCUAUUCAUAGUAUUUUUUAAGUCACGUACAAUUUAUCUACAUUUAAAAUGUAUUAUGAACAAUAGAUACUUGCUACUGCUUAUAUAAUUCACACAAAAUGUGUGAGCAAGAUUUAUUUUAAAUGCUGGUAGAAUAGGAAUUUAAAAGUAUAACAUUGUUUCACAUUUCCAGGAUAAUUGGAAAUAUAGCCGUUGACUAUAUUUAUUUAUUUGUUUAUUGCUACUUCUGCUACAUUUUGUAUAACAUAGUUUGGUGACUUCAAACAUGAUAUUCUUCUGUAUAAAGUACCUACCGAAACACAUGUUGAUGACCAAAUGAAAUAAGAGUUGUGAAAUAAGAUGAUGUGUUUUGUUAUUUUGAAAGACAACUAAAAAAAAUUAGAAAUUGAACCAGCAGCACCGUCAUAAUGUCAGAGACUGUGGUCGAGUCCUACCAUGUACAUCAAAAUAUAUUGGGGAUAGCACCAAAAAAUCCAUUAUCCUUGCCUGUAAAGCUAAUUGCAGGGACCCCAGUUGAUUCCCUGACUCAACCUGAAAACGUUUUAGCAGACGGUCAAAUGGAUAAAUCAUCCUUGCCUGUAAUACGGAAAAAGAAAAGUCUUUCCAUUGAAGAGAAAGUGGAUAUUAUUAGUGCUGUGGAAAGCGGGAGGAAGAAAACUGACGUUGCUGCAGAAUAUGGAAUAAAGAAAAAUUCUCUGUCCUCCAUAAUAAAAAAUAAGGAAAAGAUCUUGGAUGCCUAUGAAUCUUUCCGGUUUGAUCCCAGCCGAAAGCGGCUAAGGACAGCUACUUAUACAGAUCUCGAAGAGGCCUUAAUGCGAUGGUACCAGAUUUCAUGUUGCCUGAAUGUACCACUCAACGGACCUAUGUUACGUGUAAAAGCAAACGAUUUUGCACAGAAGUUGGGAUACAAGGACUUCAAGUGCAGCAACGGCUGGCUGGAUCGUUUUAAGUCUAGGUACGGCUUGGUGUUCCGUUCUCAGUCUGUGGAGGCCCCUUCUGUUCCUGUGGAUACAUCAACUGUUUGGUACCAAACUGUGCUUCCAUAUUAUUUAAAUGAGUAUCAGCCUAAAAAUGUGUUUAGUGUGGCAGAGACACGGUUGCUUUACCAGAUGUUGCCUACUAAUACUUUCGCCUUCAGGGGGGAAACCUGCUCGUUCGGGAAGCAAAGUAGAAAAAUAAUAACUUUGAUGGUCGGUGCCAAUGUGGAUGGAACAGAAAAGCUUCCACUACUGGUGAUUGGCAAAAACGCUAACCCGUGCUCCUUCAAAAGUGUCAAGUCACUGCCCGUGGAUUACGAGUCCAACAGCAAGGCAGGCUUGACCGCAGAAGUGUUUGAAAAAUGGGUCCGCAAAAUCGAUGACAGGUUUCAGGCUCAGCAACGCCGGGUUGCUCUGUUCGUCAGCCAGAGCCCAGCUUAUCCUGAGCUGAAAAACUUGAAGGCCAUCGAGCUCUUGUAUUUUCCAUCCACUGCCAUGCCAAAUGAGCACCCAAUGAAACAAGGGACUAUUAAAAGUCUUAAAGUUAAAUACAGACACCAGCUAAUAAAGAGGUUUGUUGAGUGUGUUGAGAAGAGCAAGGAGUAUACGUUGUCUCUGCUGGACACAGUGGACAUGCUGCACCUGUGUUGGAGGAAUGUUACACAGGAGACUGUGGCUUACAGCUAUAAAAUGGCCAGAUUCAAACCGCAAAACCACACAGCAGGCGUGGAGGACAUCAGCAUGGAGGAGGAAAACAGGCAUGAUCUCAUUGAGCAGGCCCGUGCAGUGGGGGUGGAGUUUCUUGAGGGUUUGUCUUUGGAUCAGUAUACAGAACUGGAUGAGGACUUGAUGGCAUUAGACCCGCCAGUACUCAACAUGGAGAGCUGGGGCAGGAGUGAAGGGACAUCUGAAGAAGCGCUGUCUUUGGGGAAUGAGGAAGAAGAGGAUGAGGAUGAGUAUCUGGGGUCUGAGACGAUAACUCCUUCCAAGACUGAAACUUUGGCUGCCUUGGCGAUCGUGAAGAGAUUUCUUAGGGCCCAGGAGGUUAACCAUGGUCUCCACAAUUCUGUGGCUGACAUAGAGAAUUUCAUUCAGAGUGAGCCUUCCAAUUGAAUGUUGCUUACCUUACAGAGAAAAUGUUUUAGCAGGUUUGGAAGUCCACAUAUCCUAAAACAGUAACCAGGAGUAGAUUUUUGAUAUUGUUUUAAUUCAUCUUAAGCAGGUGGAUGCUGGAGGUAAAAUGUUAUGUAUGAUGCCCAGGUAUAUCUCAGUGAGACGUUACAUUUAUAUCUUCAAUCAGUGGAAGGCAUUUUAAGUGGCAGCCACAUAAAAGCUGUUGAUGAGAAGUAAUGUCAUUUUCCAAGAAAACUGUGCAUAUUUGGAGCAUGUAAGCAACACAUAUUUUAUCUUGGUAUGACUUAAUGUCUGUUUUUGAUGUUCUGUUAAUUUUCAAAUGUAUUGUAAAUAUGUAAAGUAAAAAGUGCCUUAGUACAGUUUUGAUUAACUGUAGUCAUCUACAGUGAGAUAGUGUCCACUAAUAGAAGUUUUUGAUUGGUCACAACUAGAAACUACCGUAUUACUUCGAAUUUAAGAAGCACCCUCAAGUUAAGAAAAAAAUAAAACCUCAAAUAAAUAAGCAUUUACAAAGAUACAGUUAUACAAAUCUCUUAUCGGCCCUUAAAGUAUCUGGCUCUGUCCGGAUCCACCUAAAGUGGCUAGCUUUUAUGACUCCCUCAUAAACCCACUGUAUUUUCUAAGCAAAACCUGUUUAUAUCUAGUUUACUAUUUGGGAAGAUGUUUAGCAAUAGGUUUGUAGCUCUGAUACAAAACAGUGGUCUCCCCAAAAUGUAAGUAUAUUUCAUGUUAGGGCUGGACAUCAAAGGACUUGUUUUUACAACAUUGUCCUGUUGCUCAGAGGCUAAAAGAUGUUAAUCGGAUCCCUAGCCUCAUUAGAAAUUUAACCAGAACCUACGCUCAAUUUAUGAGUUGUAUUCUAAGACCUAACAAUUCAUUCAUUUCCAGUCGUGAUUACACAAACCUGUUUUUCUCCCAAUUUGUGAACUGUGGUAUUGCUUGGCCAGUUGAAAAAUAUAGGGGUCUGAUCAGCUUUUCUGAUCUGUCCAAGCUGGUACUGUUUGUUAGAAACACUGAUAUUGUAAAAGCAUCACUUUAAAUUCAUCAGGAAGCUAUUGACACUUCCUGGAAAAUGACUGCCUAUAUAUCAUAGAUGAUUCAAGAUCAGGAAGUAACAUUUUGGUUUGUCUUUUCUCUGCAGUAAGUCACAUUGCUGCUUGUGUAUUUGGGCAGUGACGUCUUUGUUCAUCUUUUCUCGGCAGUCAGUCACACUGCUGUUUGUGUACUCGAAUAGUCAUGUCUUUUGUUGGCGAUUAUAAUACAUGCAUCAUUAUACUGUUCUCGAAUUUAAGACCCAGGCUAUUUUUGAGGAGCAAAACACAGUUCAAAAGUGCAUUAAAUUCAAAGGAAUAUGGUCUACUCGUAUGAACCACCUGUUGUAUAGUAAAUACACACAUAUAAAUAGUCCUGUAUUAAAAACUUGUAAAUGACCCAUGAACUAUUAUUCAGCUGGUUUGCCUGUUUCGAUUAUAAAAAAAAAAAAAAAAUUGCAUGUGAAGUGAAUGUGAAGUUGUGGAUUUGCAGCAUAGAACUGCUGUUGAAAAUGUGAAGCUUAUUGCAUUGACUGUAUUGUGAGGUUUCUUCCUAAAAAGUGUUCACUGGCUAAGUGUUAGCACUUACCCAGUGAAGCAUUUGCAAAAGAACUUAGAAAAGGCUUUGUCAGAAGUUUAAAAAAAAAAAAAAAGAGACCAUGUAAGGAAAGAACUGGUUAUGGUUGGCUUUAGGGCUGCAACAAAUGGUACAUUUUGACCUUCGAAGGUUCGGAACACAUUACCGAAGGAAGGUUCGAACCUCCGAUGGUAUUAAUUUGCAUAAUUUAGUGGUGUCGUCACCAUAGCUAAUAGUUUAUAUUUGAUUGAAAAUUCUGUUAUUUUACAAGUAAUCCAGAGGACGGUGCUCAGUUUUCUAAAUUAAAAUUAUUAGUCAUAGCGUAUAUUUUAAAUGUUUCAAACAUAUUCUACCAUAGUACUUCUCUUAUACCGUCUUGUACACUAGGUACUCUGCAUAUUUUACUGAAGCAUUACAACCGCUAUGUAACCAACCCUGCUCCAUACACGGCAGCGGCGCAGAUUCGGUAGUGAAUUUUAAUACAACAACUUUUGUUUACAUAAUAUGUAUUAUACAAAUCAAAAGAUCAGAUUUUGCAUGUGACAAUUUUCACACAUUGUCAAACUGAGAAAAAAAGAAAAAAACGUAUAGUGCGUGAAUGCUGCCUGACAAGCCUUUGAAGGUUUAGGACUCGAAUUCCUGACAAGUGAACAAACCUUCAAACACAGCCCAAGUUAGCUUGGAGGUGGUAUAUCAAUUGUUAAAGCUAAUGUAAAAAGCAUAAACGUUAUUAGUUGGAAAACCACAGAAAUGGAAUUGGAUGUCUUCUUUUGUACACAACCUAUGAUAUCUUAACAGAUUGGUGUGUUUAUUUUUAUAGCUCACUGCUAUGUUAAUUCAAGCUGUGCAUAUUGGGUAUUAUAUAGCAUUUCGAUCCUCUGAGACAAAGAGGCCCAAUUUUUUAACUUGUCUAUUUAUAUUGACUUGGGUGACAUCAUUUCAGUAACCCACUUUUACAUACAUUUUCCACAUGUUUGAUCCAAUUUUUAGUUCAUAUCCCUAUAAUCAGCCAAUUGAAUAACAAGCAUUUUAAUCAUUCAUAUUGUGGAUUUUCAGUAUAUAUCUUGUGGCUUUGUUAAACGUAAAUCCUUGUUAGAACAGGCUUUUUAAUAAAACUAUUCUUUAAUGUUCUCCACAAAUGUAUUUGGUAGAUUGUAUGCAGACUGCUACACAGCCAUAUUUAGUAACAAACCUUCUAUGUUAGUGCUCAUUACUAGCAACUGUUAAUUUAAGUGAGCGCUUUUAUUUCUGAAUAAGGCUGUUAAUCUGUAAAAUACUUAAGAGCUAAGUUAGUGUGCUUUGAGCUUUCAAGUGAAUUAGAAAUGUGACAGAGUCAAGAUUUUUAUCUUGGCAAGGUUGACGAUUGUAUCCAAAUACUGUAUACUUGAUGCAUGCUGUAAGUAUACAGUAGCCACUAUGUGACAAGUGCAGUGGACUUCAUUAAAAGUCAGCUAUGUGCUGCUUCCGCCCUCAGUCUGACUCGCAAAAUCAAUGACGGGCAAUAAUGUGCUGUGACUCAAAAGGAGCCUUUGUGAUGUUUAUUAAUACUACUGCAUCCUGUUAUCGCAGGAUUUACAAGCCUGAUGAAAGAGAAUAGCAGAGAGAGUCCACUUGUCUUAUAAUAAUGUAUAUGUUCUCCAGGUCAACCAUUUGCACAACUGUUAAUUGAUACACUUGGUAUGCUUUAUAAUCUGUAUACUACUACUAAUGUGUGUGUGUGUGUGUGUACACUUCUACUGUACUUCUGAUUUUAUAGUUACAGCAGAAUGUUAAUAAAAAGAUGUGUUAUUUGAAAUUUCAUAGAUGGUAAACAAA